Oncorhynchus tshawytscha (Chinook salmon) is the source of this 6381-nucleotide messenger RNA. RefSeq names its product rho GTPase-activating protein 32. The record is from RefSeq and is a predicted model, not a curated record. Gene Ontology annotation, cellular component: fibrillar center; nucleoplasm; actin cytoskeleton. Gene Ontology annotation, biological process: small GTPase-mediated signal transduction. NCBI's taxonomy places the organism in Eukaryota, Metazoa, Chordata, Actinopteri, Salmoniformes, Salmonidae. The transcript is spliced from 22 exons. Gene Ontology annotation, molecular function: GTPase activator activity; protein binding; phosphatidylinositol binding. Bases 273 to 5378 code for a protein of 1701 amino acids.
GCCGAGUUGUGCGCGUUCACAGCGUUGGGUGCAGAACAUACGAGGCUAUGGGUUCUAUUUCGCUGUCUCUUCUGUAGGACAUGUUCACUGACGAAUCCCAUAUUUGCUUUAUUCCCACUGAAGCAGUGCGAACUGGGCUUCGUAGUGGGAUGCUGAAAAAUACAAGUCAUUGCUGUCGAAAACCUCAACAGUAGUAAAGUGCGCGGCACACUGCGGCUAAGAGGAUAUAGAGAAGAGACCCUUGGUGUGGUGGUUUGUCCUGCGGUUACAGUAUGAUGGAGGCUGGCUGUGGGGUUGCCGCGGUGAUCGGGAAUGCUGCCUCAGGACCACAGGGAAAACCAGGAAGUGGUGACGUCCUUGAGGGGGCCAUGUCACUGUGUAUUACACCAGAUGAAGACAAGAACCAGCCUGAUCCAUACAAGAGCACUACUCCAACAGAUAAGUCCCCACAAGGGAGCACAAUGGCCACGGUACGGAAUGAUGAGCUCACAGAGCUUCCUGUCGAGCCUGAGCCCACCCUGCGUUUAUGCAUCAGCACAGCCAGCAUGAAGGUCAAAAACGUGAAGAAGCUGACAUUCCCCAGAGGUCAUUUUCCCAGGCUGGCUGAGUGUGCCCACUUCCACUAUGAGACCGUUGACUUUGGCACUGUGCAGCUGUCCUUUGCAGAGGAGCAAACUGAGGGGCAGAAGGCUUGUCUGGACUCCAAGGAGCCACUCUACCUGGUUCAGAUCUGCUGCCAGAGUCGGAGCUGGUUGGUGAAGCGCUCCUAUGAAGACUUCCGUGUGCUAGACAAACACCUCCACCUUUGUAUCUAUGACCGACGCUUCUCCAAACUCAAUGAGCUGCCUCGCAUUGACUAUCUGAAGGACACAGUAGAGGAAAUAACCAAGAUGUUGGCAGCCUACCUGUCCCAUCUCUCAGCCAUCGCUGAUAACAAGAUCAACUGUGGACCAGUGCUGACAUGGAUGGAGAUUGAUAACAAGGGCAAUCGCAUGCUGGUAGCUGAGGAGUCCUCCAUCAAUGUUCCUGCCAUCGCCGCGGCCCACGUUAUCAAACGCUACAUUGCCCAGGCCACAGACGAGCUGACCUUUGAGGUAGGGGACAUUGUGUCAGUCAUUGACAUGCCUCCUAAAGAGGACACUGGCUGGUGGAGAGGGAAACAUGGUUUUCAGGUUGGCUUCUUCCCCUGUGACUGUGUGGAGCUGAUCAGUGACAGGAUUCCCACCUGUGUGUCCAGCUCUGUGCCAAAACCAGUGUGUAAGAAGCAUGGGAAGCUGGUGACAUUCCUGAGAAGCUUCAUGAAGUCCCGUCCACCCCCCCAGAAGCUGAGGCAGCGUGGGAUCCUCAGGGAGAGGGUGUUUGGCUGUGACCUGGGGGAACACCUCCUCAACUCAGAACAUGAUGUCCCCCAGGUGAUAAAAUGCUGUACUGAGUUCAUUGAGAGACAUGGUGUCGUGGACGGGAUGUACAGACUCUCUGGGAUCUCCUCCAACAUCCAGAAACUGAGACAUGAGUUUGACUCGGAGGAGAUCCCAGACCUCAGUAGAGAUGUUUUCAAACAGGAUAUCCACUCUGUAGGGUCCCUCUGUAAACUGUACUUUAGAGAGCUGCCCAACCCUCUGCUCACCUACCAGCUCUAUGAGAGAUUCUCAGAGGCUGUGUCUGCAGCUACUGAUGAGGAGAGGCUGGUGAAGAUCCACAACGUCAUCCAGCAGCUUCCUCCUCCUCACUACAGGACUCUGGAAUUCCUCAUGAGACAUUUGUCCCAACUAGCCACCUUCAGCCCUAUUACCAACAUGCACACCAAGAACCUGGCCAUCGUCUGGGCUCCAAACUUGCUCAGGUCAAAGCAGAUUGAGUCGGCCUGUUUUAGUGGAACCGCAGCCUUUAUGGAGGUGCGUAUCCAGUCAGUGGUGGUGGAGUUCAUACUGAACAACACAGAGUCACUCUUCAGCCGCAAGGUCAACGCCCACAACCGGGAGAGCACAGGUACCAGUACCCUAUCCAGGCCCAAGUCUCUGCUGGUGUGCUCUCCCUCCACUAAGCUCCUAUCUCUGGAGGAAGCCCAGGCCCGUACCCAGGCCCAGUUGGGCUCCCCUGUUCCUACCCCCGUUCUGUCCCACAGCGAGUACAUCGAGGUGGGGGAGGGACCCGGGGCACUGAUGGGCAAGUUCCACACAGUCAUCGCGCUCCCCACUGAGAGUAAGAGGGCUCCUGGGAAGGUGAAAAAGUCCCCAGUGGGAAGCUGGCGUUCAUUCUUCCACCUGGGCAAGUCAUCCUCCAUGACCUCCAAACGCAAGCUGAAGCGUCACCCCAGCGAACCCAAUGAGAUCAAGAGCAUCGCGCUGCCAGGUGGUAGAGGUGAUAGUGGGACACUGCGCUCCACCAAAAGUGAAGAAUCUCUCACCUCUUUGCACAAUUUGGAAAGGGAGCCCCAGAUGUACCGCCUACCUAGACCACACUCCACCAGCGAUGCCCUCUCCACCGCAUUCAGGGAUGACCUGUGUCAUGCUAGGGUCAAAGGUGACCACUACAAUAACCAGGUCAAGGAGGUCCAUAGUGGUGCUGAUGGUCCAGCCUUUGACCCAGCUGUCGUGUUCCCUCCACAUCAGGAGGACCUUGACCUUGACCUCUGUCUUCCAGCCCCUGGCAUGGCCUUUCUGGACUUUGACCCCAUGUCCUUCCAGUGCAGCCCAGUGAGCCCACCAACAGCUAAAUCCGCUCCUCAACACAAAGCAAGCAUCAACUGUAGGAAGCAUGUCAGGGGUUCCAGUGAAUCAAAGCCCAUCUCCUUGUCCCUCAAUAAAGUCCUCAGUGACUCCCAGUCCCCUGACAUCAGCCCAGUCCAUAGGAAAAGAGGGGAGAAAAAGAAAGUGGCUCGGGUCGUCUCCCCUGUGGUCGAAACAGAUGUGCACACUGUGUGUGUGUCUGCCCCACGCUGUGUCUCAGAUACCCAGGGGGGUGAAUCCUCCUCCCCUUCACCUCUGGAUCUGUGUGAGGCCCAACUAGUGAGUGAGGAGGGGAGUGAGGCUAGGGCACCCUGCCGGCCCCCCAGCCCACCAAGCUUCACCUCAACUGUCACAGACAGUCUGGCUUCACAAAACCCUCCGGAUGCAGGAACAGAUGGGCUUGUGAAUUCAGUGUCUGUCCUCCCUCCUCACCCUCUGUUGACGAGUGCUGCCCGCAGGCUGGCCCUGGCCCUGGCUGAGUCUGCCCAGAAGGCCACCCUGACCUCCCAGAGGAGGGACACCCAGCCCCCCUAUCCUCUCCAGAGACAGGACACCCCUCACCCCCUGGACAGACCCCCACGACCCUCUGUUCUCCACCUCCAACCCUGCUCUCAGGAUUACGGUGACCUCAAGGUCUCUUCUCCAGCCACCCUCUUACCCAUGGCUGGCACACCAGUUGAGAGUCCUUGUGACCGUUUCCCUGGCCAUGAGAGAAAACGGGCCCCUGAAGGACAAGUGGCCAUGAGUAACUUCACUCCCACUGUCAGUUCCUUAGAGGCUGAAGCUCUACUGCCGGGCAGCACAGAGGUGAGGGACCAGAGGGAAGGGAGAGACCGGCCCCUGGGAGCUGUAAAGACUGUACAUCUUCAGACUGUGUCCUCCUCGUAUCUCAGUGGUGGGGCCUCCCCUCCCAUUCAAUCAGUCUGCUCCAUUCAGAGCCCGUUAGCUGCUGCUGUCCUUGCUAACACUGACUCAGUCAAUGCCUAUAACUAUCAGACUGUUCUUGCUGAGGCAUCCAUGCCAGGGUCUGUGGGGGAGAUCCCUCCACAUCGUCCUCUGCCAUCCUUAGUCAAUCAGUACAGCUCUGAUGGAGAGAGAGCUAUGAGGGAGGCUGAAGAUGUGUACAGACAUCAUCGGGUCAAUCCAGCAGGACAGGCAUCUGGACCUCCUCGGCCUGACUAUUUCCUUCCCCACCAGGCAGGGCCCAAGAGCAUGUACAAACCCACGUCUGACAGCUGCUACAAUACUUUAGGCCUCCGGAACUACCCCUCUAACUCCCCCCAGUAUAGUGGUCAACCCCAACCCAGGGAAGAGUACAGCUCCAGUGGCCACCACAGAUCCAGGGGACAAUGGCAGAGGACUGAGGAUAGAACCCUGGGCUACCCCGGCAUCCGCAGGGCACGCUCCUUCCAUGCCCAGCAACCUAUUCGUAUUGAACUGGCAGACACCCUGUUCUACGUCCAACGUCCAGCUGUCCAGGAAAAGGAGUACAAAAGGCUACUCCAGUCAGAUGUCCAACCUCUGCAGCCGUACUUUGAGAAUGGCUGUGUUCAGUACCGCUACAGUCCCUAUUCAGACGCAGUGCCUCUAGAGGAGUCUUACUACUAUGUGGACCCUUACAGGACGAGCCGCAUCCGACACAGUCAGUCAUACACCAUGCGCUCUACCAAGGAUUGUGGACAUCCUGGUUACCACUACCGUCCCUCACACAACAUCCCAACCGCAAAAAGAGAACUCUUCUUAGAGAGCAGGGAUCCAGAGAGAGUCAUUUACAAGUCCUGGGACCAUCCAGAGGGUUGUGACAGACCCGUCUAUCAGCCAAUCAGGCAAGAGAAUAGAGCCAGGCAGAGGCCCCAGGGCCCUAUCAUGUCUCCUUAUGAGAACCUGAAUCCUCCCCUCCCACAGAGUGACAUCAGGGGCAGAGAUAUCAGUCACACCAGAAGCAGGUCAGACCCAGGUAAUGCCUGGCUGCUGGCCAUCGACAGAGUGGACAGCCAACGUGAAGUACCUGCCAUGUCUCCAAUCUCGCCUGGUCAGCAGCUUUCAGACACUAGUGAUUACAUCAGGCACCAGAGGGUUCAUUGGCCAGGCGAGGAGCCAGUCCCUCCCAGGAGAGAGAGCGUUACCAGGAGAACCCAGCCCAAGCAGGGCACCCCCCAACGAUAUCAGCCACAGCAUUGCAACGUCCCCAUGCUCCUAGAUGUUAAGAACGUGGAGCAGGGUGAGGGUGGUCAUAGUAGAGGUUGUGACAAGGACACGGUAAUUAUGGGCAACGCUGCUAACAGCUACUCUGCCCAAUUAAAACCAAGCAUCCCCAGGAGACCACGAUCACAGAGCAUCAAAGAGCCUCGUUAUUACCACCAUGUCAAAUCACCUGUGGAACCAGAUCACCCUGGGUCCUUCUCCACUCAGCCCCACAGGAGAACUCAGAGCACCAAGGCCAUGCCCUCUCAUUAUAAUAACCUGGAGGGGUACUACCCAGCUCACAAGCCCAAACCCUCAGGAUCUGGUAAGGCCAUGCCAGGGCCGUUCCCUGGCCACGGCUGCAUGCCCCCACACAGCCACAGACUGCUGUCACAUGGCCUAGGGGGCCAUGGGGCCUUUCUGCAGACAGGCCACAGGCCGGAAGCUGGAGUCUAUGCUGAGUGAUUCAGUCCUCUAAUCACAGCAGCAGCUAAAAGAGGCCAGCUUGGUAUACAUCUCCAACUCCAGAUGAAUGUUGAUGUUUAUAAAAAUGUAAAAAAUUCAUAGACAUAUCCCUUCAAACUGUUUUUAAGAAAAUGUUGAAUUGACACGAAUGGGUGGGUCAUACCGUUGGUAACGUAGAUAGCAAAGAAAGAGGGAAAUUAUUUUCUCAUAAACUAAGAGGUGAGAUUUUGAAAGCGUGUUUUAGGAAAUUGUUUAUGAAGGUGUUGUACAAUUUUCAUUUAAUGUCCGUGAGAUAAUAUUGUCCAACUAACAGAAAAUGCCAUUUGAAAUGUCUGCCAAAUAUUGUUAAUCUUAUGAGCAAUAAUAAUCUAAGAUAUGUCUUACUGGGCCUACUGCCAGCGUGAUAUUGUUUGCCUAGAUCAUUUAUGCCCUAACUGAAGAAACAUGCACUUUUUAAGAAUUCUAGCAUCUGAGAACCAUGCAUAGAUCCUUGACUUUUUAUGUUUUGCAAUUCCACUGAUUCUUCACUGAAGGUGUUUGGUAACAUUGGCACUUGUGGUGUUAUUUAGUUCAUACAAUAAUGGAAGACACUGAGGACAUUUCUUCACCUGCACGUCUCCCACCUUCACAAAACAAGACACUCAGACAUGGAAAGAUUAAGGAGCAUGGAGGAUUGUGACCACAGUUGGGGUCCAUCUAAUGUCAUGUUACCAGGAUAAAUAACUUCCAAACAUGUAUGUGUGCUGCAAAUGUGAAAGAAGUGUACAGAAUGUCAAUGCACUCCUCACAUUAACAGGAAGCUAUGAUGUUGUAUUAUGAGGACAUUCCUUUCUCUCUUUGUAGGCAUAUUUUAAUGGUAUGUUAUGUUUUAACUGUUGCUUUACUCUAUUGUUAUAGUUUUUUAUUCAUUAACGAUAUUAUUUAAAACCACCCUCUGUAAAUGAGAUAUUGUAAGACAUUUAGUUUUUUUCAUGAGAUAAUCUAAAUAAAAUUCUAAAACAUA